AUGGCAUUUGACAACGGGGAUCCUGGGAAGCGAUCAAAGACUCUCGACAUAGGCUUCAAUGGUGUUUCCGUUUCGACGGACUUUCGUGGGACGGUCCUGCAAAUAAGCGCGUUCCAUCCCAAGCAUGGAAUUGUACUCGCGGAGCCUUACGAGCAGUUCGACGGAACGAGAUUCAGAGACACUCCGUACGUAAGAGAGUACCGAGCUCGAAUGCUGAAGUCUGUCAAGACAGGCACUCCAGGCUUUGGGCUGCGUUUCGAUGUCGAGGCUCGAGACACGACGACAACCCUGGACGGUUUGGGGCGAGCAACAGUAUCGUACAGCACUGUUGACGGACUUGUAAUAACGACGUCUCUGCGCGUCACCGAAGAUGGAGAGGUCAUUCAAUCUUCCGAGGUGAAGUCUUCUUGUGACUCGACCUCCUAUUUGAGGUACACUAUGGAUUGUGGUAUCAGCGUCAACCGGGCAUCGUAUGGGCAACUUACCGAAGGUGGACCGAUCCCCAUGCCCAAGUCAGAGAACAAAUUCAGCUUCGUCGAAGAGGGCCAGCGCUUUCUGAUCGUCAACGUCCCCCUUGGUGCACAUCUUCAAGGACAUCUGGAAAGCGACCGUCAGCGGGUCGAUAUGCAGGCGUCUAUCCAAGAAGCCACUUUCGUGAACUCUCCUGCAAAAGGGGCAUAUUCUCAGGCCUUAGAAAUUCCGCCAGGAACGUCAAGGACGCUGACUGCAAAAUUCAACCUCCGACCAGGAAUUUGUCCUCAGACCUCUCGCGACUCAAACAUCUCCCCUGCAGUCGGAUUGCCGCUGCUCUGGCGAGACCAAGAGACUACCGGCAAAUUCAUCGUACGCCGCAAUCUUGAGUAUAUCCUCGGUAAUUGCGCCGUCCCGCUGUCGGCCUCCAAGCAUGCCAUUCAAUUCUUGAUCCAGGUGUAUCGAAACCUUGGUCGACUGUCGGAGGCACAAACUUGUGCUGCUUACUCUGAAGAGAUCAAAGCCACGGCGAAGGGCCAUCUGACCUGGAUAUUCCGAUAUGCACAACGACCCCACCAUUUCUGGCAUCGGUCGUACCUCACGACGGGCCGGCCCAAAGAUGGGGCAGUUUUCCAGCUAGACCAACAGUGCUAUCCGCUCCUGGAGAUCUGUGACUUCUGGGAGACAUUUCCAGAAGAGGAGGCGUUUGUGGAAGAAAUUCUCAAGUCAGAUGCUGUGUCUCAGGUCUUGGACCUCAUUGAGUCAAAGAGAGAUCCGUCCACAGGACUCUUUCCAACCGACGAGACGCCAGGCGAUGAUCUCGUGGAAUACCCCUUCCAUUUCUCGAGUCACGUCUUGCUAUGGCACGCGCUGUCCAGGCUUGCGAAAGUAACGACGCAGGUGACGGGUUCUCCGUUGGGGAGGCAUCUGGCAGAUUUCGCCGAAGAUGUGCGUACCGCCACGUUGAAACAUUUCCUGUGUCCUGAUUCGAAGCGAGGGCCGCCCUCCUUCUCGUACCUGGUGGAUGGGUUUGGUCACCGGACAUUUUAUCACGAUGCCAAUGACCUGCCGACGCUUUUUGCUCCCUUGUGGGGUUUCAUUAGAACCAGCAAUGAGAAACAAGCAUGGCACAACACCAUGGAAUUUGCGUUCACGGCUGCGAAUGAAGGAGGGUACUAUGGAGACGGGGUGUUUGGAGGUCUAGGGAGCGUUCACACGCCAGGACCGUGGACCCUGGGAUAUUUCCAGCAAUGGAAGUAUGCUCAGAUGAUUGGCAAUACUCAAGAGGAAGCUAUUGCUUGGCAGAAGAUCUGUGGUGUGAUGUUGUGGGAUGGGACGUUUUCGGAAGCUAUCGAUCGUGAUUCGGGAGAGUGCACAAGCAAAGCCUGGUUUAGUUGGCCUGGGUCGAUGAUUGGGAGCGGGUUGCUUCAGCCAGGCGCCAGAGAGAGGUACCUCUAG
This is a messenger RNA of Cladophialophora immunda, 1929 nucleotides long. RefSeq lists its product as uncharacterized. The record is from RefSeq and is a predicted model, not a curated record. NCBI's taxonomy places the organism in Eukaryota, Fungi, Ascomycota, Eurotiomycetes, Chaetothyriales, Herpotrichiellaceae. Gene Ontology annotation, biological process: carbohydrate metabolic process. Bases 1 to 1929 code for a protein of 642 amino acids. The transcript has 4 exons.